Zychaea mexicana is the source of this 413-nucleotide messenger RNA. RefSeq lists its product as uncharacterized. Lineage: Eukaryota; Fungi; Mucoromycota; Mucoromycetes; Mucorales; Lichtheimiaceae. Bases 102 to 392 code for a protein of 96 amino acids. The record is from RefSeq and is a predicted model, not a curated record. The transcript is spliced from 4 exons.
UCGAUUUCAGCGAAUGACGUCGCUGCCUCAAACUACGUCGGGCCACCCGCUUUAAAAAAACAAUUUGAAUUUUCCACAUAUUAAACAACUUGCAACGUAAUAUGGCCGAAGCCGAUUGGGAAUAUCCACAACACCAGCAGUUCGAACGUGUCCCCACGCUCGACCAAGUCGAUCCUAACGAUCGCAAAGCUAUCUACGCAGCUCGUGCACAAAAAAUUCGCGAUGACUGGGUCAAGGCCAUGGAAGCCCGUCUUAUCAAGCAAAAGUUGGACGAGUGUUACAGAACCGAGGGCGUCAACCACUACGCAACCUGUCGCGACUUGGCCGAUUUAUACUUGAAGGCCGUCAAGGAAAACAAGGUCGAGGGUUUCCGCAAGAAAUCCAGUGCAUAGAUUUAUUUGUUAGAGGGAAAA